This is a messenger RNA of Hemibagrus wyckioides, 972 nucleotides long. RefSeq names its product C-type lectin domain family 1 member B-like. Gene Ontology annotation, cellular component: external side of plasma membrane. Gene Ontology annotation, biological process: biological process involved in interspecies interaction between organisms; immune response. Gene Ontology annotation, molecular function: carbohydrate binding. Lineage: Eukaryota; Metazoa; Chordata; Actinopteri; Siluriformes; Bagridae. The transcript is spliced from 7 exons. The record is from RefSeq and is a predicted model, not a curated record. Bases 1 to 786 code for a protein of 261 amino acids.
AUGUCAGAGCACAAACCAAGCCGUGAAGUCCAAGGAAUUGUCUGUAGACCUCAGAGACAGGAUUGUAUCGAGGCACAGAUCUGGGAAAGGGACAACGACCCUAAGCACUCAGCCAAGGAGCAAGGAGCCAAAAGCAAGGAGCCAAAGGAGUGGCUACAGGAGCUUGAGAUGUCCUGCAAAGUAGAAUGGGAGAAAAUGCCCAAAAAUAAGUGUGUCAAGCUUGUAGCAUCAUACUCAAAAAGAUUUGAGGCUGUAAUUGAUCACAGUAAAGUUGUGUCCACUGAGAGACAUUUAUUAAAGGAGAAACAUGACAAUGCUCCAGCCAAACAGAUGGUACUAAAAUACAAUGCCACAGAAACAGAACAACUGAAUAAAAUACGGGAGAAGAAAUAUCAGCAAGUUCAUGAACAUCUCUCUGCCUGCAAUGGAUGGAAGUCUCUUGGUUUAAAGGGUUACUACUUCUCCACUGAUAAACUGAACUGGACACAGAGUCGAGAUUACUGUGUGGAGAAAGGAGACCACCUGGUCAUUAUAACCAGCCAACCUGAACAGGGUUUUUUAUUUUCACAAAUUGGAGAAACUGAGGGACAGUGGAUGUGGGUGAACAACCAGCCCUUAAAGGAGACGGGUGUAACGUUCUGGUAUAGUGCUCCAGAGGGACCAAAUGAGCCUGAUAACUGGAAAAUGCAGGAAAACUGUGCUGCUCUGGGGGAUUCAAAGGGUAACAUAAAUAAAUGGUUUGAUGCUUCUUGUCAUACAAUAACAAAGUGCAUCUGUGAAAAGUAAAAGACUUCUUUCACUUGCAUUUGUGCCUGCAAUUGCUUGUCUUUCAGAACGGUGGACAAUUUUUGGUUGUCGACUAUAAAUAUUUGAUAUUAUAAUACAGCUAGUGUUCAGUUUACCUAUAGUUUAUUUUUUAACAUGUACACAACCAUGUACACACUUUAUAUACAAGGUAAUCUUUUACAGAAU